CGGCCGCCCGCCCCCUGCCCCCUGCCCCCUGCCCCCGGCUGCCGGCCAGUCCCUCCCCGCUCCGCCCGCCGGCAGGUGCGGCGGCCGCCGAGUAGGUGCGUGGGGAUGAUCUCACCCGCGCGCUCCGCGCCAGGAGGAGGAGGAGCGGGAGCCAGUCCAACUUCCGGGUAGUGGAGCCGCACGCCACCGGCAUCUUGCUUUUUCCUUCCUCCUCCCCCCGGGUACCCCUCGCCGCGCCCUCCUUUCCUUUUAUUCCCGGCCCCACCCGCCAAAAUGAACAGCUCGGACGAGGAGAAGCAGCUGCAGCUCAUCACCAGUUUGAAGGAGCAAGCAAUUGGCGAAUAUGAAGACCUUAGAGCAGAGAACCAGAAAACAAAGGAGAAGUGUGACAAAAUUAGGCAAGAACGAGAUGAAGCUAUUAAAAAACUGGAGGAAUUUCAAAAAAUUUCUCACAUGGUUAUAGAAGAAGUUAAUUUCAUGCAGAACCAUCUUGAAAUAGAGAAGACUUGUCGAGAAAGUGCUGAAGCUUUGGCAACAAAGCUAAAUAAAGAAAAUAAAGCAUUGAAAAGAAUCAGCAUGUUAUACAUGGCCAAGAUGGGACCAGAUGUAAUAACUGAGGAGAUAAACAUUGAUGAGGAAGAUUCAACUACAGACACAGAUGGUGCCACCGAGUCUUGUGUCUCCGUACAGUGUCAGAAGCAAAUCAAAGAACUUCGAGAUCAAAUUGUAUCUGUUCAGGAGGAAAAGAAGACAUUAGCUAUUGAACUGGAAAAUCUCAAGAGCAAACUUGUAGAAGUAAUUGAAGAAGUAAAUAAAGUUAAACAAGAAAAUGCUGUUUUAAAUUCAGAAGUUCUUGAACAGAGAAAAGUCUUAGAAAAAUGCAAUAGAGUGUCCAUAUUAGCUGUAGAAGAGUAUGAGGACAUGCAAGUAAACCUGGAGCUGGAGAAGGACCUUCGGAAGAAAGCAGAGUCGUUUGCACAAGAGAUGUUCAUUGAACAAAACAAGCUAAAGAGACAAAGUCACCUUCUGCUACAGAGCUCUGUCCCUGACCAGCAGCUUUUGAAAGCUUUAGAUGAGAAUGCAAAACUUACCCAGCUCCUUGAAGAAGAGAGAAUUCAGCAUCAGCAAAAGGUCAAAGAACUGAAAGAGCAACUAGAAAACGAAACACUCCACAAAGAGAUACACAACCUCAAACAGCAGCUGGAACUUCUAGAAGAAGACAAAAAGGAAUUGGAAGCGAAAUACCAGAAUUCUGAGGAGAAAUCCAGAAAUUUAAAGCACUCAGUCGAUGAGCUCCAGAAACGAGUGAACCAGUCUGAGAAUUCAGUACCUCCACCACCUCCUCCGCCUCCGCCGCUGCCCCCUCCACCUCCCAAUCCUAUCCGAUCCCUCAUGUCCAUGAUCCGGAAACGAUCCCACCCCAGUGGCAGUGGUGCUAAGAAAGAAAAAGCAGCUCAAGCAGAAACAACUGAAGAAGUCACUGAUCUAAAGAGGCAAGCAGUUGAAGAGAUGAUGGAUAGAAUUAAAAAGGGAGUUCAUCUUAGACCAGUUAAUCAGACAGCCAGACCGAAGUCAAAGCCAGAAUCUUCAAAAAGCUGUGAAAGUGCAGUGAAUGAACUAAAAGGAAUACUGGGGACACUUAACAAAUCCACUAGUUCAAGAAGCUUAAAAUCUCUUGACCCUGAAAACAGUGAAACUGAGUUAGAAAGGAUUUUGCGGCGCAGAAAGUUGACAGCAGAAGCAGAUAGCAGUAGUCCAACCGGGAUAUUAGCCACCUCAGAGUCCAAAUCCAUGCCGGUGUUGGGUUCUGUAUCCAGUGUAACAAAAACAGCCUUGAACAAGAAAACUCUGGAGGCAGAAUUCAACAGCCCGUCCCCCCCAACACCUGAGGCAGGUGAAGGGUCCUGUAAAUUGGAAGAAUGCACAAGUUCCAAGGUUACAUUUCAGCCUCCCAAUAGCAUUGGACGCGAGAGAGAAUACGUCGUUGACAGUGAAAAACAAGCUGAAGAACAAGUUGUAGUUUUAGAUCCUGUUUCCACACAUGAACCCCAAACCAAAGACCAGGUCACUGAAAAGGAUCCAACUCAACGCAAAGCGGAGGAAGGUGAAGUUGAACCAGAACACAAAGAAGACAGUGUUGAAAAAAUGAGAGAGAACGACAGCUCCAGCUGCUGAUCUGUCACCCAGCAGGCUGACAGUUUGGAAGUCCUUUUCAAUAAGCAUGUGAUUAAGUUUUGGUGUAUCGGCAAGAGCUAUAGACAUUCUGUUCUGGUCACUGCAUUCAGAAUAAAGGUUCUUUUCUGGUGUCACAGUAGUAUAUAAGCUGUUUAGCAAAAUACAUAUUCUGAGUAGUUCUGGGUUUUUGAUCUUUAUAGGGAUACAAUUUUUUCCUAGUUACUAUGUUAAGUAUGGCUUCUUCUAGAAGGUUAUAAAAAAUUCAGAUAUCAAUUGUCUUUUUAGGAAACGUGCAUACCCCUCAUUAAAUGAAUGCUGAAAGUUUGAGGUGCUUGUGAAUAAUUGGAUAAACAAAACUGACCAACCCAACAUGAUUUUAAAAGCCCUAAAGAAGCUUCCCUUUUGAGUCUGAUCCUCUUUGAUGGUGAAACUGCAGCAGCAUGGAAAUUGUUGGGUCCUGUGGCAUACAAGUUAUUUUCUAGGGCAGACUGAGAUAAGCUUCAAACUCAGGAGCUGGCAUCAUGCUAGCAGUCCCAUAGUCGGUAUUAAUUACACAUAUUGUUAACUAUUGGAUGAAAAAUACGUGCUAUUGAUUGUGUCCAAAGCCUCCCAAAGGCCUCGGUGGGGAUGCUCCAGUGGCCUGAAUACAGAAAUGAGGUGAAAGUACAAACCUUGAACUUAACAGUAAUAUCUUAGUAAACCAGGUGCUCUCUGCUAUGAGUUAAUUGUGUUUUCCUAUUUACUAAUGAGGCACAAGUACCGUAUUUUAUCACACUUCUUAUGUACAGUGAAGAUAAGUGACAAGCACAUAUUUUUCUUGCUUCACUGCUGUUCUAUAUUACACGGGUUUGUUUGUGUGUAUUUUUUUUAAAGAAAUUAAGUGGUAGUUAGUCUCUAAAAAUACAAUAUUUCAGGCCACCACAGUGAAUAAAUAGAAAUGUAAUCAGGGAUUUAAAAAAAAAAAAAACUUACACAGCUUUUCAAAGUUGAUUGUUUCAAAAUUGGUGUUUAUUUAAAAUAAGUGGUAAUGUACUUGAAUGCACUUUUUAUGACAAUGAUUCAGUAACAGUAAUUUUACUAUUAAAGAAAGUGAAAGGUUUAGUUUUUUUAGCAUGGCUCAGCAUGUAGCUGUCAGGUGUUUCUCACCUAAGGGCAAAAGAAAAUGAUAGUAAUAAUUGCAGUAGUUGUAUUGUAUUUUUGCACGUGUGCUAAGCAUAGGCUUGAAGAGGUUGGUAGGCAGGUAAAAGUACUUCCUAAAUUUGGAGGUAAUUAUCUUUCUGUAGGUUCGGUAGGCUUAACUGUUUCCAUGUUCUCCCAGUGUUGAUUUUACAGUUGAUUCAUAGGGAAUUAAAAUGUAUGUUUUUCAACUGUAUUUUUUCUUAACUGGAUAAUACUGCUGUAUGAUAUACUAGCUACAGACUGCAUUGAUUCACUCACACAAGUUCUGUUAUUCUGUGAUUUGAACUCUCCUCACCACAACUUAUUAAAAAAGCACCUACAGUUUCCCAUUAA
Molecule: messenger RNA, 3687 nt
Organism: Otolemur garnettii (small-eared galago)
Lineage: Eukaryota; Metazoa; Chordata; Mammalia; Primates; Galagidae
Gene: SHTN1
Product: shootin 1
Exons: 17
Coding region: 274-2175 (633 amino acids)
Source: RefSeq, a predicted model, not a curated record